GAAUGCAUCAGACAAACGGUGCUCUUGCCCAGCGUUUCUCAGGAGGGAGGACAGUUGGAGAGGCUUUGCUGCUAAGGAAAUUUAUUAAUAUAUUGCUGGUCUGAGGGGGGAAAAAUUAAUAACCACAGAAGCAAACCAAGGGAGCAUCCAUAAAGACCAAUGGUGGGAAGAGAGACAUUAACUUCAUUUACUUAAGUCAGUAGCUGACAGGCAGAGAAACGCUCUGUAAAGAUGGCAGAAGAAGAGGAAUAUGAGGAAGUUGUGGAGUACUACAUUGAAGAGGAGGUCGAAGAGGGGGAACCGGCGGAGACUUAUACUGAGUACACCGAGACAUCAUACAGCACCGGAUCAACCCAAUAUUCUACAGUAACCACAAAGCAUACUUCGGGGACAACCCAGAAAGGGACAUCUUCAGCUCCAGUCAGAAAAAAGGUUGUACGGACAAAAGUAGACACAUCUAAGUUUUUGACACCAUACCUGGAACAUAGUUCAAAAAUGCAAAAACUCUUCAGUGAUCUAAAGUACAAAGAGAAAUUUAAGAAGGAGAGAGGAAAGCCAUAUGCAAUCACCACAGAUACCCCUGAACUUCGAAGAAUCAAGAAAGCCCAAGACCAGCUCAGUGAAGUUAAAUAUCGCAUGGCUGGUGACUUGGCUAAAACAAACUGUCACGUUGAUGAAAAGGCAAGAGACAUAGAACAUGCAAAAAAGGUGUCUCAGCAAGUCAGCAAGGUGUUAUACAAACAAAAUUGGGAAGAGAAUAAAGAAAAGUAUCUGCUUCCUCCUGAUGCUCCAGAGUUUGUGCAGGCAAUAAAAAAUACAGCCUUGUUCAGUAAGAAACCAUACACUGAAGACUGGGAAUCAGACAAAACAAUGUUCUAUCCUUAUGAUGACAGCCCAGAAUUAAGGAGAGUUGCCCAGGCCCAAAAGGCCCUCAGUGAUAUUGUCUACAAAAAAGGGCAUGAUGAACGCAAAGCUAAAUACACUUCUCUGCCAGACCCACCUGAUGUGGAACUUGCCAAGAAAGUAACCAGACAGCUCAGUGAUCUUAAAUAUCAUGAAGACUAUGAGAAGAAGAUGAGAGGCAAGUGGAGUCAAACUCCUUGCUAUGACGUUGCAGUUGCUAAAAUGAACGCCGACAACCUCAGCUCGAGGAAAUACCAAGAAGACUGGGAGAAUAAGAAAGACCAAAUCUACUUUAUGCAAACAGAAACCCCAGAAUAUUCAGUUAAUAAACGGGCUGGGAUAAGUGCGAGUAAGGUGAAAUACAGAGAAGAUUAUGAAAAAUCAAAAGCUUCUACUGAUUAUAAUGUGCUUCCAGCUACAGAGAACCCACUACUCAGGCAUCUAAAAGCUGUUGGAAAUAUUGUGAAUGAUAGAUUAUACAAAGAAGCAUAUGAAAAAGCAAAAGGAACAAGUAUUAACUACUGUGAUACUCCAAAGUAUCAAAUUGACAGCGUUUUGAAAAACUUUGGUGAUAUUAAAUACAAAGAGGCAUAUCAGAACAAUAUCUUGGGCCGGUAUGUAGGCACUUACGAGGACCCAUAUCAAGUCCACUGCAUGAAAAUUGAAGCCAUGAAGAGUGAUAAAAACUACAAAGCAGACUACGAAGAAGAAAAGACAAAAUGCUACUUCCCACAGACCAUAACUCAAGAAUAUGAAACAAUGAAGAAGUUAGACCAGUGCAAAGAUUAUACAUACAAAAAGCAUCCUGAUCAGAUCAAAUUCACACAAGUGACUGAUUCUCCUGUUCUGGUGCAAGCACAGAUUAAUUCCAAGCAGCUGAGUGAUUUGAACUACAAAGCCAAACAUGAGAGUGAGAAGUUCAAAUGUUCUAUACCACCAGAUGCUCCAUUUUUCCUUCAAUCUCAAGUCAAUGCAUAUAACCUCAGCGACAACUGGUAUAAAUAUGACUGGGAGCGAUCCAAAGCUAAGAAGUUUGAAAUCAAGUUUGAUGCCAUUCCAAUUCUUGCUGCUAAAGCCAACCGAAAAAUUGCAAGUGAUGUGGAGUACAAGAAAGAUUAUGAAAAGAGCAAAGGGAAGCUAGUUGGAGCUUUGAGCAUCCAUGAUGAUCCCAAGAUGCUACAUUCUGUCAAAGUGGCCAAACAGCAAAGUGAUCGAUUAUAUAAAGAAGCCUAUGAAAAAGGAAAAGAUAUCAGUAUUAACUACUGUGAUACCCCGAAGUAUCAAGUUGACCACGUUCUGAAAAACUUUAGUGAGAUUAAAUAUAAAGAGGCAUAUCAGAACAAUAUCUUGGGCCGUUACAUAGGCAGCUACGAAGACCCAUUUCAAACCCACUGUAUGAAAGUUGAAGCCAUGAAAAGCGAUAAAAACUACAAAGCAGACUAUGAAGAAGACAAGACAAAAUGCUACUUCCCACAGACCAUAACUCAAGAGUAUGAAGCUUGGAAGAAGCUUGACCUCUGCAAAGAUUAUACGUACAAAAAGCAUCCUGAUCAGACCAAAUUCACACAAGUGACUGAUUCUCCUGUUCUGGUGCAAGCACAGAUUAAUUCCAAGCAGCUGAGUGAUCUGAACUAUAAAGCCAAACACGAGAGUGAGAAAUUCAAAUGUUUCGUACCACCAGAUGCUCCAUUGUUCCUUCAGUCUCGAGUUAAUGCAUAUAACCUCAGUGAUAAUUGGUAUAAAUAUGACUGGGAACAAUCGAAAGCUAAGAAAUUUGAAAUCAAGGUUGAUGCCAUUCCAAUUAUUGCUGCUAAAGCCAACCGAAAGAUUGCAAGUGAUGUGGAGUACAAGAAAGUUUAUGAAAAGAGCAAAGGGAAACUAAUUGGAGCUUUGAGCAUCCAUGAUGAUCCCAAGAUGCUACAUUCUGCGAAAGUGGCCAAACAACAGAGUGAUCGUGAAUACAAGAAAGGUUAUGAAGAGUCGAAGACCAAGUACACUGCACCGCUGGACAUGAUCCCAGUCGUGCAAGCAAAGAAGACACAGGCUAUCGCCUCCAAUGCAGACUACAAGCAUCUCAUUCACAACUACUCUUACCCUCCUGAUAGUAUUAAUGUGGAACAUGCCAAGAAGUCUUAUGCAAUACAAAGUGAUAAUGAAUAUAAAGCUGACUAUAACAGUUGGAUGAAAGGCUGUGGCUGGGUGCCAUUUGGGUCCAUGGAUGUAGAAAAAGCUAAAAGAGCGUCAGAUAUUAUCAGCGAGAGGAAAUACCGACAACACCCAGACACUCUUAAGUUUACAUCAAUUGAAGAUGAGCCUGUUGUAGUACAGGCUAAAAUCAACCAAGCCCAAAGAAGUGAUGUCCUUUAUAAAGCCAAAAACGAAGAUGUAAUUCACAAAUACCACCUCCCAGCAGAUGCACCUCAGUUUAUUCAAGCAAAGGUUAAUUCCUACAAUAUUAGUGAUACCUAUUACAAACUGAGCUUGGAAGACCUGAAAACAAAAGGAUAUGAUCUGAGAUAUGAUGCUAUUCCCAUCCAAGCUGCCAAGGCUGCUAGACAUGCUGCUAGUGAUUUCCAGUACAAAAAAGCCUAUGAAAAAUCCAAGGGCAAACUAAUUGGAUUCCAGAGCCUUCAAGAUGAUCCCAAAAUGGUCCAUUAUGUGAAUGUCGCCAAGAUGCAGUCAGAGCGGGAGUACAAGAAAGAUUAUGAGAAAAGUAAAACCAAGUACAACACUCCACUGGAUAUGGUCAAUGUUGUGGCUGCCAAGAAGUCCCAAGAAAUUGCCAGUAACAUCGGUUACAAGCAUCUGGUGCACCAUUACACUUUCUUGCCUGAUGCAAUGAGUGUGGAAUUGUCCAAAAACAGGAUGCAGAUACAGAGUGACAAUCUUUACAAGUCAGAUUUCAACAGCUGGAUGAAAGGCAUUGGGUGGAUUCCUAUUGGAUCACUGGAUGUAGAGAAAGCUAGAAAGGCUGGAGAGGCUUUGAACGAAAAAAAUUACCGGCAGCACCCGGACACGAUCAAAUUUACCAGUGUGACAGAUUCCCCUGUCAUGGUCCAGGCCAAGCAGAACGCACUUCAGCUAAGUGAUAGGCUGUACAAAUCUUCUGGAGAAGAAGUCAAGCAUAAAUACAACUUGCCUGCAGAUGCUCCUCAGUUCAUCCAGGCUAAAUACAAUUCAGCUAACAUCAGUGAUACCUACUACAAACUUGGCUAUCACGACCUAAUUGCCAAAGGGCACAAUGUGCUUGGUGAUGCUAUUCCAAUUACUCUAGCCAAGGCUUCAAGAAACAUCGCUAGUGACUUCAAAUAUAAACAGGCUUAUGAAAAGGCAAGAGGAAAACACGUUGGUUUCAGAAGCCUGCAAGAUGAUCCUAAGCUUGUCCAUUCUAUGCAUGUGGCAAAAAUGCAGUCUGACCGUGAGUACAAGAAAGACUAUGAGAAGAGCAAAACCAGCUACCACACACCAGUGGAGAUGGUCAGUAUCCAGGCUGCGAAGCUGGCUCAGGAUGUCGCCUCUAAUUCCCACUACAAACAUCUGAUCCAUCAUUACACCUGCUUGCCAGAUACCAUGAGUGUUGAGCUGGCAAAGAACAGGAUGCAAAUUCAGAGUGAUAAUGUUUACAAAGAAGACUACAACAGCUGGUUCAGAGGAAUUGGAUGGAAUCCUCUGGGUUCACUAGAUGUGGAAAAAGUUAAAAAAGCUGGAGUGGCAUUAGAUGAACAUAAAUAUCGUCAACACCCAGACACCUUCAGGUUCACAAGCCUGCCAGAUUCAAUGCCAAUGGUUUUGGCUAAGCAGAACACCAAGCAGCUAAGUGAUAUAAACUAUAAAGUGGAGGGCGAGAAAGUGAAACACGUUUAUCACUUGGAUCCUGAUCUUCCUCAGUUUAUUCAAGCCAAAGUCAAUGCUUAUAAUAUAAGCGAUGGUUAUUACAAAGCAGACUGGAAGAAGCUGAUUGCCAAGGGGUAUGACAUGAAGCCAGAUGCCAUUUCUGUAAUUGCAGCAAAAUCUUCACGAAACAUUGCCAGCGAUUACAAGUACAAGCAAGCCUAUGAGAAAGAUAAAGGAAAACAAAUUGGAUUCCGUAGUAUACAAGAUGAUCCUAAACUGGUCCAUUAUAUGAACGUGGCCAAACUACAAUCUGAUCGCUUAUAUAAGAAGGAUUAUGAAAGCAGCAAGACUAAAUAUCACACCCCUUUCGACAUGUUCAGUGUGAUAGCUGCCAAGAAAGCCCAAGAAGUCGUGACUAAUACAAACUACAGACAAUCUUUACAUAAUUACACUCUUUUGCCUGAUGCCAUGAGUGUGGAAUUGUCAAGGAACAGAAUGCAGAUUCAGAGUGAUAAUCUUUACAGAGCUGAUUUCAGUAACUGGCUGAGAGGAAUUGGUUGGGUGCCAAUUCAGUCUCUUGAAGUAGAGAAAGCAAAGAAGGCCACUGACAUUCUUUGUGAAAAGAAAUAUCGUCAGCAUCCAGAAAAGUUGAAAUACACCAUUGACAUGGAUUCCAUGGAGCAGGUGCUUGCUAAACAAAAUGCCACUAUCAUGAAUAAGAGGCUGUAUAUUGACAAAUGGAACAAAGACAAGACCGAGAUUCAUGUGAUGCCUGACACACCUGAAAUUCUCUUGUCCAAAGCCAACCAAGUCACCAUGAGCAAUAAACUCUACAAGGCUGGAUGGGAAGAAGAUAAGAAGAAAGGUUAUGAUCUGAGGCCAGAUGCUAUUUCAAUAAAAGCAGCCAAAGCUUCAAGGGACAUUGCAAGUGAUUAUAAAUACAAACUGGCCUUUGAGCAGGCAAAGGGAAAGCACAUUGGGUUCCGGAGUCUCGAAGAUGACCCUAAGCUGGUACAUUUUAUGCAAGUUGCUAAAAUGCAAUCGGAGCGUGAAUACAAAAAAGACUAUGAGAAGUCAAAGACCAGGUUCCACACGCCAGUUGACAUGUUCAGCGUCGUGGCAGCCAAGAAAGCGCAGGAGGUGGCGACAGAUGCAAACUACAGGCGCAUUAUUCACACUUACAAUGUCAUGCCUGAUGCCAUGAAUCUUGAGCUGGCCAAAAACAUGAUGCAGAUCCAGAGUAAUAAUCAGUACAAGGCAGACUACGAUGAAUUUAUGAAGGGUGUUGGAUGGAUUCCAUUAGGAUCUCUAGACGCUGAGAAGAAUAAGAAAGCCAUGGAGAUUGUUAGUGACAAAAAGUAUAGGCAACAUCCUGAUAAACUGAAGUACUCUAUCCUGAUGGAUUCUAUGCCCAUGGUCCUGGCAACAAAUAACGCAAAAAUUAUGGAUGAGCACCUAUACAAACAGGCGUGGGAGAAAGACAAGACAAAGAUUCACAUUAUGCCCGACAUUCCUGAGAUUGUUUUGGCAAAAGCAAAUGCAUUUAACAUCAGCAAUAAAAUGUACAAACUUUCCCUAGAGGAGGCAAAGAAGAAGGGAUAUGAUCUCAGAGCUGAUGCAAUUCCCAUUAAAGCUGCUAAAGCUUCUCGAGACAUUGCUAGUGAUUUCAAAUACAAGCUAAGCUACGAAAAGGACAAAGGUAAGCUUGUGGGCUUCCGCAGCCUCCAGGAUGAUCCCAAACUUGUCCAUUAUAUGCAAGUGGCAAAGAUGCAGUCUGACCGCGAGUACAAGAAAGCCUAUGAAAUCAGCAAGACCAAGUACAAUACACCUGCUGAUACUUUCAGUGUCAUGGCGGCCAAGGAAGCACAAGCAAAUAUCACCAACACUAACUACAAAAGGCUCAUCCACAAAUACAUCCUCCUGCCGGAUUCAGUGCAUGUAGAACUGACCAGAAACAUGAAUCGGAUUCAGAGCAAUCACGAAUACAAACAAGACUACAAUGAAUGGUACAAAGGACUUGGUUGGAGCCCAGCAGGGUCACUGGAUGUCGAAAAGUCCAAGAAGUCCACUGAAAUUGCAAGUGACACCAAGUAUCGCCAGCACCCCAGCAUUUUCCCAUUUACAAAGAAGAUGGACUCGAUGGAUUUGGAGCUUGCAAAAUACAAUGCUGGUGUUAUAAAUAAGCAUGCAUACAUACAAGCAUGGGAGAAGGAUAAGACGACAAUUCACGUGAUGCCGGAUACACCUGAUAUUGAGCUGGCUAAAGCGAACAAGUUUAAUUACAGUGAGAAAUUGUAUAAACUUGGUUGGCAAGAAAUGUUAAAGAAAGGCUAUGAUCUCACAGCUGAAGCCAUUUCAGUGAAAGCUGCAAAAGCAUCACGAGACAUUGCUAGUGAGUACAAGUACAAAGAAGGUUACCGCAAGCAACAGGGACAUCACAUUGGAUUCCGCAGCAUGCAAGAUGAUCCCAGACUUGUGCACUGUAUGAAUAUAGCCAAGAUGCAGAGUGAAAGGGAAUACAAGAAGGAUUUCGAGAAGUGGAAGACCAAGGUUAAUUUGCCUGUGGAUAUGCUGGCUUUCUUGAUGGCAAAGAAUUGUCAGAACUUGGUUAGCGAUGCGGACUACAGACGGAUUGUUCACCAAUGGACUUGUUUGCCAGACCAAACAGAUGUCAUUCAUGCUAAGAAAGUUUAUGAACUACAAAGUGAUAAUGCAUACAAAGCAGAUCUUCAGUGGCUACAAGGAAUUGGAUGGAACGCAUAUGGAUCUUUAGAAUCAGAAAAGAACAAGAAAGCUUCAGAGAUUAUAAGUGAGCGGAAAUAUCGUCAACAUCCGGACACUGUUAAAUUCACAAGUGUUGCUGAUUCAAUGGAGGUGGUUUUGGCGAAAGAAAAUGCCAAGCAUAGAAGUGAUAAACUUUAUAGAGAAGCUUGGGACAAGGAUAAGACUCAAAUCCACAUCAUGCCGGACACUCCUGAAAUUGUUUUGGCCAGAGCCAACUUACUUAACACAAGUGAUAAACUCUACAAGUUAGGAUUAGAGGAACUGAAAAAGAAAGGCUACAAUCUUCCUAUUGAUGCCAUACCAAUCACAGCAGCAAAAGCAUCUCGAGAUAUUGCCAGUGAAUACAAAUACAAAGUUGGGUAUCGCAAGCAGCUUGGCCACCAUAUUGGAGCUCGCAGCAUACAAGAUGACCCUAAACUUGUGCAUUCAAUGAAUGUAGCCAAGAUGCAGAGUGAGAGAGAAUACAAGAAGGAUUUUGAGAAAUGGAAGACCAAGUACAACAGUCCUGUGGAUAUGCUUGGCGUCUUAUUGGCCAAGAACUGUCAGAAACUAGUUAGUGAUGUGGAUUAUCGCAAUCGCCUACACCAGUGGACUUGUCUUCCAGACCAGAAUGAUGUUGUGCAUGCCAGGAAAAUAUAUGAUCUUCAAAGUGAUAAUAUGUACAAAGCAGAUCUGGAAUGGCUGAAAGGCAUCGGCUGGUCUCCAAGUGGUUCUCUGGAAGCUGAGAAGAAUAAGAGAGCCUCCCAAAUCUUGAGCGACUACACGUACCGGCAACAUCCUGGCCAAUUCAAAUUUACAACUCCUCUUGAUUCUAUGCCUAUGGCUUUGGCAAAGCAUAACUCUGAAAUUAUGAACCAACGCAUGUAUGUUGACGCCUGGAAUAAAGAUAAAACCAGCAUCCACAUUAUGCCAGAUACGCCUGAAAUUAUACUGUCGCAGCAAAACAAAAUCAACUACAGUGAGAAAUUAUACAAACUGUCAUUGGAGGAGGCCAGGCAGAAGGGCUAUGAUCUCCGUCUGGAUGCGAUCCCAAUCAAGGCUGCUAAAGCUUCUAGAGAUAUUGCAAGCGAUUACAAAUACAAAGUUGGGUAUCGCAAACAGCUUGGUCACCAUGUGGGAGCUCGAAGCAUACAAGAUGACCCUAAACUUGUGCAUUCAAUGAAUGUAGCCAAGAUGCAGAGUGAGAGGGAAUACAAGAAAGAUUUUGAGAAAUCGAAAACCAAGUAUACUACUCCUGUGGAUAUGCUUGGCAUCCUAUUGGCCAAGAACUGUCAGAAACUAGUUAGUGAUGUGGAUUAUCGCAAUCGCCUACACCAGUGGACUUGUCUUCCAGACCAGAAUGAUGUUGUGCAUGCCAGGAAAAUAUAUGAUCUUCAAAGUGAUAAUUACUACAAACUUGACCUUCAGUGGUUGAAAGGAGUUGGCUGGGUUCCUAUUGGCUCAUUGGACGUCGAAAAAGCCAAAAAAGCUGGAGAGAUCCUAAGUGAAAAGAAAUAUCGUCAGCCCCCAGACACAAUCAAAUUUACUAGUGUGACAGAUUCUCUAGAAAUAGUCUUGGCCAAGCAAAAUGCAGAAACAAUGAAUAAGCGUUUGUACACUGAAGCAUGGGAUAAAGACAAGACUCAAAUCCACAUAAUGCCUGACACCCCUGAAAUCACUUUGGCCAGAGAAAAUAAGAUCAAUUAUAGUGAGAGUUUAUAUAAGCGUUCACUGGAAGAAGCAAGGAAGAAGGGCUAUGAUUUGCGACUUGAUGCCAUUCCAAUCCAAGCUGCCAAAGCAUCAAGAAAUAUUGCCAGUGAUUACAGAUACAAAGAAGGUUAUCGCAAGCAGCUUGGUCAUCAUGUGGGCGCGCGCAGCGUACAGGAUGAUCCUAAACUUGUGCAUUCUAUGAAUGUAGCCAAGAUGCAGAGUGAGAGGGAAUACAAGAAAGAUUUUGAGAAAUGGAAGACCAAGGUUAAUUUGCCUGUGGAUAUGCUCGGUAUCUUAUUGGCUAAGAACUGUCAGAAACUGGUCAGUGAUAUUGACUACCACCGUUACCUGCACCAGUGGACAUGUCUGCCAGAUCAGAAUGAUGUCAUUCAAGCUAGGAAGGCCUACGAUCUACAGAGCGAUAAUUACUACAAGCUAGACCUUCAGUGGAUGAAGGGCAUUGGCUGGGUCCCCAUUGGUUCAUUGGAUGUUGAAAAAGCCAAAAAAGCUGGAGAGAUCCUAAGUGAAAAGAAAUAUCGUCAGCCACCAGACAGCAUCAAAUUUACUAGUGUGCCAGAUUCUCUAGAAGUAGUCUUGGCCAAGCAAAAUGCAGAAACAAUGAAUAAGCGCCUGUAUACUGAAGCUUGGGAUAUUGACAAAAGAACAAUUCAUGUGAUGCCUGAUACUCCUGAAAUCAUGCUAGCAAAAUUCAAUAAACUAAACUACAGUGAGAAAUUAUACAAACUGGCUAUGGAGGAAUCAAAGAAGAAAGGCUAUGACCUGCGUGUUGAUGCCAUUCCAAUUCAGGCUGCCAAAGCAUCUAGGAAUAUUGCCAGUGAUUACAAAUACAAAGAAGGUUAUCGCAAGCAGCUUGGUCACCAUGUGGGAGCUCGAAGCGUACAGGAUGAUCCUAAAAUUGUGCAUUCCAUGAAUGUAGCCAAGAUGCAGAGUGAGAGGGAAUACAAGAAAAAUUUUGAGAAAUCGAAAACCAAGUAUACCACUCCUGUGGAUAUGCUCGGUGUCUUAUUGGCUAAGAACUGUCAGAAACUGGUCAGUGAUGUUGACUAUCGCAAUCGCCUGCACCAGUGGACAUGUCUGCCAGAUCAGAAUGAUGUCAUUCAAGCGAGAAAGGCCUAUGAUCUACAGAGUGAUGCUGUUUACAAGUCGGAUAUGGAAUGGCUGAAAGGUAUUGGAUGGGUUCCUGUUGGGUCUCUGGAAGUUGAGAAAGUGAAGAAAGCUGGUGAAAUCCUAAGUGACAGGAAAUACAGACAACCACCUGAUAAAGUCAAGUUUACCAGCGUAACAGAUUCUUUGGAAAUAGAGUUGGCAAAACAUAAUGCUGAGACAAUGAAUAAGAGGUUAUACACUGAAGCCUGGGAUAAAGACAAAACUACCAUUCACGUAAUGCCGGAUACCCCAGAGAUUCUGCUGGCAAAGGCCAAUUCAGCCAACAUUAGCCAUAGACUUUACAUUGAAGGUUGGGAAGAGACCAAGAAGAAAGGCUAUGACCUGAGACCUGAUGCCAUUUCAAUUACUGCUGCAAAGAUGUCCAGAGAGAUAGCUAGUGAUUAUAAAUACAAACAAGCCUAUGAGAAGCAGAGGGGACACUACAUUGGUGUAAAAAGUCUUCAAGAAGAUCCCAAGCUGGUGUGGUUCUUACAUGCAGCCAGGAUUCAGAAUGAUAGAGAGUACAAAAAGGACUUUGAAAAAUGGAAGACGAAGAUCCAUAGUCCAGUUGACAUGCUGUCAAUCUUGCUGGCUAAGAAUUGUCAGAAGUUGGUCAGUGAUGUUGAUUACCGGCGUCACCUGCAUGAAUGGACUUGCCUGCCAGACCAGAAUGAUGUAAUUCACGCAAAGAAGGUUUAUGAGUUGCAAAGUGAGAAUGCAUACAAGGCAGACCUGGAGUGGCUGCGUGGUAUUGGCUGGAUGCCAGAGGGCUCCGUGGAAGUUGUCAAAGUGAAGAAAGCCCAAGAAAUUCUCAAUGACAGACUGUAUCGUCAACGACCAGACUCUAUAAAAUUUACUGCGAUUGUGGACUCACCAGAAAUAGUCUUGGCUAAGUCCAAUGCUUUGCUUAACAGCGGGUCUUUGUAUCGUGAACUCUGGGAUAAAGAAAAGACGCAAUUCACCCUUCCAGUUGAUACACCUGAGAUGGUACUAUCCAAAAUGAAUUCUGUGAACAUCAGCAAAAAGCAGUAUGAAUCAGGUUGGGAAGAAGCCAAGAAGAAAGGCUAUGACUUAAGACUGGAUGCCAUUCCAAUACGGCAGGCCAAGGCUUCUAGAAAUAUUGCCAGUGAGUACAAGUACAAAGAAGGCUACCGUAAGCAACUUGGACACCAUGUGGGUUGCCGAAACAUCUAUGAUGACCCCAAGCUGGUCCUGGCGAUUCAUGUAGCUAAACUACAAAGUGACCGGGUGUACAAGAAGGAGUUUGAGAAAUGGAAGACCAAGUUCAAUAGCCCAGUGGACAUGCUGUCCAUCUUGUUGGCCAAGAACUGUCAGAAACUGGUCAGUGACAUUGAUUACCGCCGCUAUCUGCAUGAAUGGACAUGUCUGCCUGACCAGAAUGAUGUCAUUCAAGCCAAGAAAGCGUAUGAGCUACAGAGCGAUAAUGCUUAUAAAGCAGACUUGGAGUGGCUACGUGGUGUUGGCUGGAUGCCAGAGGGCUCUGUGGAAGUGCUCAAAGUGAAAAAAGCUCAAGAAAUUCUGAAUGACAGAUUAUAUAAGCAACGUCCAGACACACUGAAGUUUACCAGUAUUGUUGACCCACCUCCCAUUGUCUUGGCUAAGAUCAAUGCCGAACAAAUCAGUGAGCAUCUGUAUCGUGAAGCCUGGGAUAAAGACAAGACACAGUUCCAUCUUCCUGCCGAUACCCCUGGAAUGCUGCUGUCUAAGAUGAAUUCUGUGAAUAUCAGCAAUAAAUGUUAUACGGGAGCCUGGGAUAAAGCCAAAGUGAAAGGUUAUGACAUAAAAGCUGACACCAUUUCAAUCAAGCAAGCUAGAGCUUCCAGAGAUAUUGCCAGCGAGUACAAGUACAAAGAAGCAUUUGAAAAACUGAAAGGUCACUACAUUGGAAGCCCUUCAGUAGCUGCGGAUCCCAAACUAACGUGGGCUGCUAAAGUUCUGAAGAUGCAAAAUGAUAGAGAGUAUAAGAAGGGUUACAACAGUUCAAAAGCCAAGAUCACUAUACCAGUUGAUAUGGUUGCUAUCCAAGCAGCCAAGCAAGGCCAGGCUAUAGUAAGCGAGGUGGAAUACCGUCGUCGUUUGCACCAGUGGUCUUGUCUGCCAGACCAGAAUGAUGUGAUCCAGGCGAGGAAGGCCUAUGAAUUACAGAGUGAUGCUGUUUAUAAGUCAGAUCUGGAGUGGCUCCGGGGUAUUGGAUGGGUACCACACGAGUCUGUGGACGUAAAGAGAGUGAAAGCUGCCCAGGAUAUCCUGAGUGAAAGACUGUACCGCACACCUCCUGACCGUCUGAAAUACACCAACAUCGUUGACAGUCCGGAAAUCGUCCUUGCUAAAAUCAAUGCCGAGCAACUCAGCCUUGCUAAAUACAGAGAAGUCUGGGAUAAAGAUAAAACCAUGAUCCAUGUGAUGCCAGACACACCUGAAAUCAUGCUGUCCAGAGCUAAUGCUGUCAACGUGAGCCAUAAACUUUACAAGGAAGCUUGGGAUGACAUAAAGAAAUUUAUUGAUCUGAGAGCAGAUGCCAUCCCAAUCAAGACAGCCAGAGCCUCAAGAGAAAUUGCCAGUGAUUACAAGUACAAAGAAGGCUACCGUAAGCAACUUGGACACCACGUGGGUUGCCGAAACAUCUAUGAUGACCCCAAGCUGGUCCUGGCGAUUCACGUAGCUAAACUGCAAAGUGACCGGGUGUACAAGAAGGAGUUUGAGAAAUGGAAGACCAAGUUCAAUAGCCCAGUGGACAUGUUGUCCAUCUUGUUGGCCAAGAACUGUCAGAAACUGGUCAGUGACAUUGAUUACCGCCGCUAUCUGCAUGAAUGGACAUGUCUGCCUGACCAGAAUGAUGUCAUUCAAGCCAAGAAAGCGUAUGAGCUACAGAGCGAUGCUGUUUAUAAAUCGGAUCUGGAAUGGCUACGUGGAGUUGGCUGGAUGCCAAAUGACUCUAUUGUGGUCAACCAUGUUAAAAAUGCUCAGGAUAUUUUGAGUGAGAGGAAGUAUCGUGUAAAAGUUGAUAGUCAGAAAUUUACCCCAGUGCAAGACCGGGUUGAUUAUAUCACAGCCAAGCAAAGUGGAGAAAUACUAAGUGAUAUUAAGUACCACCAAGAAUGGAAUAACAUCAAAACAAAUUAUACUCUAACGGAGACACCACAGUUAGAAGCAGCUAAAGAAGCAGCCAGGAUUCUUAAUCAUAAUCUGUACAAGCAGAACUGGGAGAAGCAGAAAGCUACAGGUUACUUUUUGCCUCCUGACAGUGUGCCUAUUGUUCAUGCUAAACAUUCAAAUGUUGUCCAAAGUGAGGUAAAAUACAAGGCAGACUAUGUCAAGCAAAGAGGUCACUAUGUUGGAGUCCAGAACAUGAGACAGGAUCCCAAACUUGUGUGGUUUGACCAUGCCGGGAAGAUCCAAAAUGACAGAUUGUAUAAACAGGCCUAUAACAAGACAAAAUCCAAGAUCCACAUACCUCCAGAUAUACUUUCUGUCAUUGCAGCCAAAGACUGUCAGAAAGUAGUCAGUGAAAUUCCAUAUCGUACUUACCUUCACGAAUGGACAUGUCACCCUGACCAGAAUGACUGCAUCCAAGCAAGGAAAGCAUAUGACCUUCAAAGCGAUAGUAUUUAUAAAUCUGAUCUGGAGUGGAUCCGUGGCUGUGGGUGGAUUCCUUUAGAUUCUGUGGAACAUCGGAAAGUUAGGAAUGCUCAAGAUCUGAUCAACAAGAGACUCUACACAAAAGAUGCUAUACACAAUUUUAAAAAAUUCACGGCUGUGACUGAUGCUCCAGAAGUUGUUUUGGCUAAGGCAAAUGCAAUAAAUCAGAGUGAUUUGAAAUACAAAGAAACCUUUAACCUGGAGAAAGGCCACUACAUUGGUUCUGAGGACACUCUAGCCUUGACCCAUUCUAGAGACGUGUCUAAGCUUUACAGCGAUAUACUUUACAAGGAUUCUUGGGAAUCAGGCAAGGCCCUUGGGUACACUCUGCCUCCGGACUACAUCCCUAUUGUCGGGGCCAAACAUGCUAACUAUGUUAAUAGCGAGCUUAAAUAUAAAUUGGAGCAUGAGAAGCAAAAAGGCCAUUAUCUGGCUGGGACACAAAUAAAUGAUUUUCCAAGUGUUGUCCAUUCUCUUGGUUUCCAAAAAAUAAGAAGUGCGUUGCUCUAUAGGAAGAACUAUGAGGACAACAAGGCACACGUUCAUAUUCCAAGUGACAUGAUCAAUCAUGUGCUGGCAAAGAAAUGCCAAUAUAUCCUCAGUGAUCUUGAGUACCGAACGCAUCUGCACCAGUGGAACUGUUCACCUGAAGAGCAUGAUGUUAUCAUGGCUAGAAGAGCCCAGGAAAUUCUAAGUGAUGUUCUAUACAAGGAUGACUUAACAUGGUUGAAGGGAAUUGGAUGCUAUGUAUGGGACACUCCUGAAAUCCUCCAUGCUAAGAAGUCUUAUGAUCUCCAGAGUCAAAUAAAGUACACAAAAGCAGGAAUAGAUAAUUUCAAGAAUUAUGGUGUGGUUCUUGACACCCCAGUUUAUCUAACUGCACUCCAAAGUGGUAUCAAUUCUAGUGAUCUCAAAUAUAAAGAAGACUACCAUAAAACAAAGGACCAAUAUACUACAGUACUGGAAACAGUAGACCAUGACAGGAUUCAGAACCUGAAGCACCUUUAUAGCCAGAACCUGUACAAGGAAGCCUGGGAAAAAGCGAAGCCUGUUGGCUUUACAUUGCCUCCUGAUGCCGUGCCGUUUGUUCGUGCCAAAGAACUGAAGCAUAACGCUAGUAUUGUAAAGUAUCGGGAGGAAUAUGAUAAGUUCAAAGCACUUUACACUCUUCCAAGAGGAGUUCAAGAUGAUCCAAAUACUGCAAGAUGCCUAAGAGUUGGCAAGCUGAAUCUUGAUCGGUUAUACAGAGAAACGUAUGAAAAGAACAAGGCCAAAAUCAACAUUGUCCCAGACAUGGUUGACAUUGUGUCUGCUAAGGACACUCAGAAGAAAGUUAGUGAAAUUGAUUAUCGUCUCCGUCUCCAUGAGUGGGCCAACAUUGCAGAUCCUCAUGCCCAUGCUCAUGCUCGAAAAGUCAAUGACCAGCUUAGUGAUAUUGCGUAUAAAGAUGACCUCAAUUGGCUCAAAGGCAUAGGGUGCUUUGUUUGGGACACUCCUGAAAUUCUCCAUGCCAAACAUGCCUAUGAUCUUCGCAAUGAUAUCAAAUACAAAUCAAAGGCUGAGAAACAGAAGAGUCAAUUCACUGUGGUCACAGACACACCACUCUAUGUUCAGAAUGUCCUGAGUGGUAUCAAUUUGAGUGAUGCCGUUUAUCGCCAUGACUAUAUUCGUAAUAUUAGAGGGACAUAUACUCCUGUGGAUAAGACAGUAGAUUUGGAACGAGCAAAUAAUGCAUACAAAAUACAAUGUGAAGGUCUCUACCGAAAGGCUGGUUUACAUGCACUUCCCACUGGAUAUACACUCCCUGCUGACACACCUGGUUUCAAGCAUGCUAAACACGCCCAUCACAUUGGUAGUGAUCUGAAAUAUAAGGAAGUCUAUGAACAUAUCAAGGCUAAAGGCUACAAUUUUGGACCCAAAGCUGUUCCUUUUGUAAAUAUAAGGAAAGUCAAUAAGGUCCUCAACGAGAGACUGUAUCGGGAGACAUACCACAAAAAUAAGGACAAAAUUCAUACCACACCUGAUACGCCAGAAAUCCGCCAAGUGAAAGCUACUCAAGAAGCUGUCAGUGAUUUGAUCUACAAAACUGACUUCUUCAAGAUGCAGGGACAUUUGAUUUCCCUUCCAUAUACUCCUCAAACAGUGCAUAGUCGUUAUGUUGGAGAAAUUACAAGUGAUAUUAAAUACAAAGCGGACUUGGAAUGGCUGAAAGGACUGGGCUGCUUCCUGUAUGAUACUCCUGAUAUGAUCCGUGCUCGGCACUUGCGUAAUCUCUGGUCACACUAUGUGUACACCAACUCUGCAAAGAAGCUGCACGACAGAUACAAAGUGGUUCUGGACACUCCUGUUUAUAGGACUAUCCAAGAGCUCAAGACCCAUUUGAGUGAUAUUGUGUACCGAGCUGUAGGCAAUGAGCAAAAGACCAAGUACACCUCUAUCCUGGAUACACCAGAUUUCCACAGGGCCAAAACAGGGCAAAAACUACAGAGCAAAUAUUUGUAUGUAAAACUUGCUACCAAAGAAAGACCUCAUCAUCAUGCUGGAGAUCAGACACCUGCCUUGCAGCUUGCUAAGCAGGUGAAAGACUAUCCCAGUGAGAAAAAAUAUAGAAGCAAUUAUGAGAAAUUGAAGCACAAGUAUGUAACAGUCCCUGACACACCAAUGCUCAUCAGAGCUAAGAAGGCUUACCUGAAUGCUAGUGAUCUGCGCUACAAAGAGACAUUUGAACAAGCCAAGGGUAAAUACCACACUGUGAAAGAUGCCUUGGAUAUUGUAUAUCAUCGGAAGGUCACAGAUGAUAUCAGCAAGGUGAAAUAUAAAGAAAAGUACAUGAGCCAAUUAGGAAUUUGGAGAUCGAUCCCAGAUCGUCCGGACCACUUCCAUCAUCGCGCUGUUACCGAUGCAGUCAGUGAUGUUAAAUAUAAGGAAGACUUAGCAUGGCUCAAAGGCAUUGGUUGUUAUGCCUGGGAUACACCAGAUCUUAUGCUGGCUGGACAGAACAAGGCACUGUACAGUCCGUAUAAGUACAAGGAAUCAUUUGAAAAGAUAAAGUCAAAGUUCAAGUAUGUUGCUGAUACUCCAAUUAAUAAACAUUUUAAGUAUGCUACUCAGCUAAUGAAUGAGAAACUGUACAAAUCUGAUUAUGAGAAGAAGAAAUCUAAGUAUUCCAUUGUGGUGGAUGACCCUAGAACUUUGCUGGCCAAAUUGGGAGGCGAACUAAGCAGUCAGUACAAAUACAAAAGGUUAUAUGAAAAGCAGAAGGACAAGUUUACAAGUGUUGUGGAUACUCCAGAGCAUCUAAGGACAACGAAAGUCAACAAGCAAAUCAGUGAUAUCAUUUACAAGAUGGAACAUGUCAAGGCCAGAGCAAAAGGAUAUACCACAAUCCAUGACACUCCCAUGUUGCUCCAUGUACGCAAAGUCAAGGACAGAAUAAGUGAUCUGAAAUACAAGGAACUCUAUCAGCAGAAUAAGUCCCAUUGCAACGUGAUACCAGAUGCAGUUCACAUAAAGGCUGCCAAAGACGCCUACAAAGUCAACAGCAAUCUGGAUUACAAGAAGAAAUACGAAGCGACCAAGGCUCACUGGCUCUGGACUGUGGACAGACCUGACUUCAUCCAAAAUGCCAAAACAUCUUUGCAGCAGAGUGAUUAUGACUACAAAUACGACCGAGAAUACUUUAAAGGAUGCAAGAUCUCUGUAACAGAUGACAAAUACACAGUGUUGGCUUUACAGAAUGCCAUCUUGGCAAGUGAUCUAAAAUAUAAGGAGAAGCAUAACAAGGAAAGAGGAACUAUCCAUCCUGUUCCAGAUACUCCUCAGAUUCUCCUUGCAAAAACUGUUAGCUCUCUCGUGUCUGAGAACAAAUAUAAAGAACAUGUGAAGAAGCUCCUUCCACAUGGCUCUUACACAAAAUUGCCAGAGACACGUGAUACUGUUCAUGUCAAAGAAGUAACCAAGAAUGUCAGUGAGACAAAUUACAAAAAGAAGUUUCAGAAAGAGAAAGGCAAGUCCAACUAUUCAAUCAUGCUGGAGCCUCCUGAAGUAAAGCACGCAAUGGAAGUUUCAAAGAACCAGAGUAAUAUUCAGUACAAAAAAGAUGCGAAAUCCAAACUUCAUUAUACAUCUGUGGCAGACCGACCAGAUAUUAUGAAAGCUUCCCAAGUCUCCAAGCUGGUCAGUGAUAUUCAGUACAAAGCAAAGGCCCGAGGAGAAGCUGCUAUGGGAGUCAGCAUGCUUGGACGUCCUGAUAUCGAACUUGCUAAGGAGGUGUCCAAACUUACAAGCCAGGUUGAAUACAUCAAAGGACACUUGCGGGGGCAUGGUGCUGCAUCUUAUGAUACACCCAUGAUGAGACAUUUUAAGAAAGCUAAUGUCCUAAGUAGUCAUCUGAAGUACAAAGAGUCCUUUGAGAAGGAGAAGGGAAAGAAGCCUGAAUAUGACCUGAAGAAGAGCAAGAUUUACAAGACCCUACAAGAUGCUCAUCACAUUGCUAGUGAGGUUAAAUAUAAGGCAGACCUGAAGAAACUUCACAAGCCGGUGACAGAUAUGUCUGAAUCCCUCUCGAUGAAUCAUGUCCUGAACACCAGCCCGCUUGCCAGUUCCUAUCAGUACAAGAAGCAGUAUGAGAAGAGUAAGGGUCACUACCACGUGGUUCCAGAUAACCUUGAACAGCUCCAUCUAAAGGAGGCCUCAGAACUUCAGAGCCAAGUGAAAUAUAAGGAAAAAUAUGAAAAGGAAAGAGGGAAGCCUAUGCUGGAUUUUGAAACACCAACAUACCUCACUGCCAAGGAAGCUCAGCACAUGCAGAGUGAAAAAGAAUAUAAAAAAGACUUUGAAGAGUCCAUUAAAGGCAGAAACCUUGCUGGUCUGGAGGUCACACCAUCUUUAUUGCAUGUCAGAUAUGCCACCAAAAUAGCAAGCGAGAAAGAAUACAGGAGAGAUUUGGAAGAAGGUGUCAGAGGUAAAGGCCUAACUAUUUUGGAAGAGACACCAGAUUUACUCAGAGCAAAGAAUGCAACCCAAAUCUUGAAUGAGAAAGAAUACAAGAAAUCUCUGGAACUCGAAAUUAAAGGAAGAGGCCUAACAUCUCUUGCACUGGAAACACCAGAUUUUAUGAGAGCAAAGAAUGCCAUGGAUAUUGCUAGCCAGAUUAAAUAUAAGCAAUCUGCAGAAAUGGAAAAAGCCAACUAUACCACUGUUGUUGAUACUCCAGAGAUCAUUCAUGCCAAUCAAGUGAAAAACCUUUCCAGUCAGAAAAAGUACAAAGAAGAGGCAGAGAGAACCAUGUCAUAUUAUGUGCCUGUCUUUGACACACCAGAAAUGCAGAGAGUCCGGGAGAACCAAAAGAACUUUAGCAUGCUUCAAUAUCAGCAAGAUAUGCAGCACAGCAAAGGAAAAGUCACCGUGGUGAAUGAAACGCCAGAAAUACUGCGAGUUAAAGAAAACCAGAAGAACUUCAGCUCGAUUUUAUAUAAAGAAGAUAUUGGAACAGGAACAGCUAUCGAAAAGACGCCUGAGAUGCAGAGAAUAAAACAAACCCAGGAUGCAAUAAGCACGAUUAAGUACAAGGAAAACAUUGGAAAAGGAACUCCGAUUCCUGAUCUUCCUGAAGUAAAACGUGUCAAGGAGACACAGAAGCACAUCAGCUCGGUCUUGUACAAAGAGAAUACAGGUCAAGGAAUCCCGAUACCUGUUACUCCAGAAAUAGAGAGAGUCAAACGCAAUCAAGAAAAUAUUAGCUUGGUGGCAUACAAAGAGAAUGUGGGGACAGGAACGGCAACUCCUGUUACCCCAGAAAUGGAGAGAGUCAAGCGCAAUCAGGAGAACGUUAGCUUGGUGUUGUACAAAGAGAAUUUAGGGACUGGAAUUCCUACACCUGUUACUCCAGAGAUGGAGAGAGUCAAACGCAAUCAAGAAAACUUUAGCUCGGUCCUAUACAAAGAAAGCCUAGGAACAGGAAUCCCAACCCCUGUCACUCCAGAGAUGGAGAGAGUCAAACAAAACCAAGAAAUCUUUAGCUCGGUACUGUACAAAGAAAAUGUAGGGAAAGCCACCCCCACACCCGUCACUCCAGAGAUGGAGAGAGUCAAACGCAAUCAAGAACACAUUAGCUCGGUUUUGUACAAAGAGGAGUUGGGGAAAGGUACCCCUACACCCAUCACUCCUGAGAUGGAGAGAGUCAAACGCAAUCAAGAACAUAUUAGCUCGGUUUUGUACAAAGAGGAAUUGGGGAAAGGUACCCCAACACCUGUCACUCCUGAGAUGGAGAGAGUCAAACGCAAUCAAGAAAACAUUAGCUCGGUUUUGUAUAAAGAGGGACUGGGGAAAGGUACCCCUACACCUGUCACUCCUGAGAUGGAGAGAGUCAAACGCAAUCAAGAACAUAUUAGCUCGGUUUUGUACAAAGAGGGAUUGGGGAAAGGUACCCCCACACCUGUCACUCCCGAGAUGGAGAGAGUCAAACGCAAUCAAGAACAUAUUAGCUCGGUUUUGUACAAAGAGGGACUGGGGAAAGGUACUCCUACACCUGUCACUCCUGAGAUGGAGAGAGUCAAACGCAAUCAAGAGCACAUUAGCUCGGUUUUAUAUAAAGAGAAUUUGGGGCAAGCAACCCCGACUCCUGUCACUCCAGAGAUGGAAAGAGCCAAACGCAAUCAAGAAAACAUUAGCUUGGUGUUGUACAAAGAGAACUUGGCAAAAGGAACUCCAACAUCUAUCACUCCAGAGAUGGAGAGAGCUAAACGCAAUCAAGAAAACAUUAGCUCGGUCCUGUAUUCUGAUAGCUUCCGGAAACAAGUACAAGGUAAAGCAGCUUUUGUCCUGGAUACCCCCGAAAUGAGGCGUGUUCGUGAGACCCAACGGCAUAUUUCCACAGUGAAAUACCAUGAAGACUUUGAAAAGAGCAAAGGCAGCUUUACCCCUGUGGUUACUGAUCCCAUAACAGAGCGGGUAAAGAAGAACAUGCAUGAUUUCAGUGAUAUCAGCUAUAGGGGCAUUCAGAGGAAAGUAGUGGAAAUAGAACGGAAAAGGGUGGAGCAGGAUCAAGAGCUGAACAACCUCACAGAUCUUCGUGUGUGGCGAACUAAUCCCGGAUCGGUCUUUGAUUAUGACCCAGCAGAAGACAACAUUCAGUCUAGAAGCUUACAUUUGAUUACUGUUCAAGCCCAACGACGCAGCCGAGAGCAAUCACGUUCUGCUAGUGCGCUAAGUCUCAGUGCUGGAGAUGAAAAAUCGGAGCCUUCAGAAAAUGCUGACCAGCAUCUGUCCUAUUACAGCAAUGGAGGCUUCUUUACCACAACUACAACAGUGGGUUACAAACAAGCUAAAACUGUAGAGUUGCCACAACAACGGUCAUCUUCUGUUGCCACACAGCAGACAACAGUAUCUUCCAUCCCAUCUCAGCCAUCUACUGCAGGGAAGACAUACCGCGCCAUGUAUGAUUACAUGGCAGCAGAUGCAGAUGAAGUAUCCUUCAAAGAUGGUGAUGCAAUCGUGAACGUCCAAGCCAUUGAUGAAGGGUGGAUGUAUGGGACUGUGCAAAGAACUGGAAAAACAGGCAUGCUUCCAGCCAACUAUGUCGAAGCAGUGUAAGCCAAGAAGAGGGGGCUUUCCAUAAAGCAUAUCUACGUGGACGAUAAAAAGGCACUUCCAGCACUCAUCUGAGUGCCUUAUUGUUUUCCUUCGUGGAUUUGCAUUAGGCAUUGCCCGUCAGGGAAAGAUUGCAGCAAACAUCUCCAGAAGAUCUAAAUUAAGAUUCUAAUCAGAAUAACCAUUAGAAAGUGUCAGUCUACUAACAUCACUACAGAACCUUGAAUAUCUGGACUUGCAUAUUCAAACCUAAAAGAGCUCUUGUUUAAGUCUCAGUUCCCAGAAAUUAUCUCUCCUUCUUUAGAAUCAAGCUGAAUUUCCACAUUUUUGUAAUGAAACAUCUGUGUUGACUUUAAUGGUUUUCUGAUCAAGAGAUGUAGUGUUUUCCUGUGGUAUUAUAAAAAUAGCUGAUUGUAUUUAUUUCUGUUUCAAGUAAGCAACUAUGUAAAGCGAACACCUCAAACCAGCAGUUGAGACGAAAGAACCUGAAAAAGCCACCCCUCUUGUUUGCAGAACGCUGAUGCAUGCAUUUUUCAUCUGAGUGUUCUUGAGUCACAGUGCUGUUACUCCUUCUCAGUUAGUGACAAAUAAAUUUCAUUCAGCAACCUGA
Molecule: messenger RNA, 22237 nt
Organism: Sphaerodactylus townsendi
Lineage: Eukaryota; Metazoa; Chordata; Lepidosauria; Squamata; Sphaerodactylidae
Gene: NEB
Product: nebulin
Exons: 160
Coding region: 232-21630 (7132 amino acids)
Biological process (GO): cardiac muscle thin filament assembly
Cellular component (GO): Z disc
Molecular function (GO): actin filament binding
Source: RefSeq, a predicted model, not a curated record